Messenger RNA from Hibiscus syriacus, 417 nucleotides. RefSeq lists its product as uncharacterized. Lineage: Eukaryota; Viridiplantae; Streptophyta; Magnoliopsida; Malvales; Malvaceae. The record is from RefSeq and is a predicted model, not a curated record. The transcript has a single exon. Bases 1 to 417 code for a protein of 138 amino acids.
AUGGGCGUGGAGCACUGGUCUGUUAUUGGCCGCCUGAAGAAAGCAGUGAAGCGGAUAAACUCCCUGCUUUGUUUAAACCUAAGCAGAUGGCGCUUAGCUUGCUUCCUGAAAAGCGAUUCCCCCCAUCGGCGGCUGAGCUUGAGCUUUAACGACCGCAUUGGUUUGGCUGGCUGCAUUGAGGAUGAAGUAGAAUCAAGUGAAAGAGGGUUAGUUCACAGAAAUGCAAGUUGUGGUGCAGAUGAUGAUGUUGACCAAGUGGUGGAGAUAUUUAUCUCCAAUUUCCGUCGCCUGCUUUGGUUAGAACGCCAAGUUUCUUUGGAGAUGAGAUAUAGCCGAUGCAGGAGUUUGGAGUCGGACAGAGACUGUCAUGCAAUUCUAGAAUUAUUUGUUUUUGAUGGAAAGAACAUUGAAAUUUAA